Myotis lucifugus (little brown bat) is the source of this 1371-nucleotide messenger RNA. RefSeq names its product ectonucleotide pyrophosphatase/phosphodiesterase family member 7. Lineage: Eukaryota; Metazoa; Chordata; Mammalia; Chiroptera; Vespertilionidae. The record is from RefSeq and is a predicted model, not a curated record.
AUGAGCCACCCAGCCGCCCUCCUGGCCGUGGCCCUGGCCGCCCUCCUCGCUCUGGGGGCCGGGGUGCCCGUGGGCCGGCAGGGCUCCCGGCACAAGCUGCUCUUGGUGUCCUUCGAUGGCUUCCGCUGGGACUAUGACCAGGACGUGGACACCCCCAACCUGGACGCCAUGGCGCGGGACGGCGUGAAGGCGCGCUACAUGACCCCCCCCUUCGUCACCAUGACCAGUCCCUGCCACUUCACCCUGGUCACCGGCAGGUACAUCGAGAACCACGGGGUGGUGCACAACAUGUUCUACAACACCAGCAGCAAGCUCAAGCUGCCCUACCACGCCACGCUGGGCGUCCAGCGCUGGUGGGACAACGGCAGCGUGCCCAUCUGGAUCACCGCCCAGAGGCAGGGCCUGAAGGCCGGCUCCUUCUUCUUCCCCGGCGGCAACGUCACCUACCAAGGCACGGCCGUGACGCUGAGCCGCAAGGAGGGCAUCCUGCACAACUACAAGGACGAGGCGGAGUGGAGGGCCAACGUGGACACGGUGAUGCGCUGGUUCACGCAGGACGGCCUGGACCUGGUCACGCUCUACUUCGGGGAGCCCGACUCCACGGGCCACAAGUUCGGGCCCGAGUCCCCGCAGAGGAAGGCCAUGGUGCAGCAGGUGGACCGGACGGUGGGCUACCUGCGAGACAGCAUCCGGCGCAGCGGCCUGGAGCACAGCCUCAACCUCAUCGUCACGUCCGACCACGGCAUGACCACCGUGCACAAGAAGGCCGGCGACCUGGUGGAGUUCCACAAGUUCCCCAACUUCACCUUCCGGGACAUCGAGUUCGAGCUCCUGGACUACGGGCCCAACGGGAUGCUGCUCCCCAAGGAGGGGCGGCUGGAGAAGGUGUACGAGGCGAUCAAGGACGCGCACCCCAAACUCCACGUCUACAAGAAGGAGGACUUCCCCAAGUCCUUCCACUACGCCAACCACCCCCGGAUCACGCCCCUGCUCAUGUACAGUGACCCUGGCUACGUCAUCCACGGGGUGAGCUGCGCACGCGUGCACGGCGGGGCGGGGGGCUUCGACAAUGGGGUCCUGGACAUGAAGAUCUUCCGGGCGGUGGGCCCCAGCUUCCGGCGGGGCCUGGAAGUGGAGCCCUUCGAGAGCGUCCACGUGUACGAGCUGCUGUGCAAGCUGCUGCGCAUCGUGCCCGAGGCCAAUGACGGGGACCCCCGCGCCCUGCUGCCCAUGCUCAUGCCCGAGGGUGAAGGGGGCCCCAGCACCCCGUCCACCACAACCCACUCAGGGUCUGUCCCCCUGGCUGGCGGCUGCCCCGUCCUGAUGACAGGCCUGCUGGUGGCUGCAGUUCUCCUGGCCAAGGUCGCAUAA